Molecule: messenger RNA, 1401 nt
Organism: Peronospora matthiolae
Lineage: Eukaryota; Oomycota; Peronosporomycetes; Peronosporales; Peronosporaceae
Source: the annotation of a GenBank genome assembly
AUGGACCGCUUGACCAUUCGUCGUGUCUUUUCAGUCCAGAAGUCUCAUAUAUUGCACCACUCGAGCUCGACGCUUGCAACAGCGGCUCCAUCAAGUCAGGACAAAGCGCUAUACACGGUCUAUAAACAGUGUGUAACCCGUGGCGACGUAACCUUUGACCCCAUUCAAGUGCGUGCUGUACAGUACCUGGACGUUUUGUACGACCAUGUGAUAAAUUACAAAGGACCAGAUCUGGAAUUUUCCAGUGCAAGUUCGGGGUCGUGGGUUUCGUGGUGGCAAAAACUUGCAGGCAAAAAAAACAAGACAGAGCAGACGGGGACGGUGGAUGCGCCUAAAGGACUGUAUCUCUACGGUGGCGUGGGUUGUGGCAAAACUUUUGUCAUGGACAUGUUCUUUGAUCAAGUGCCUGUGGAACAGAAGCUGCGCGUGCAUUUUCACGAGUUCAUGUUGGGCAUCCAUAAACGGAUGCAUGACCUGCGGCAAGCAGGUUAUCGGGAAGAUCUGAUUCCACAUAUUGCAGACGAGCUGCUGAAAAAGAGCUGGCUCUUGUGCUUUGAUGAGUUUCAAGUGACGGACGUGGCAGAUGCGUUGAUCUUGCAACGGCUCUUUUCAGCAUUGCUGAAGCGAGGAGUUGUUAUGGUUGCAACAUCCAAUCGACCACCUAGUGAUCUGUACAAGAAUGGACUACAGCGAGAGCUGUUUAUGCCGUUCAUUGAGUUGAUCGGAGAGCGCUGCAAUGUCGUGUCGCUGGAAGAUUCGACGACGGACUACCGCGUGCUGAAGGGUGCUGUGCAUGCUGCUAACGUGUACGACUAUCCGAUCGCUCGAGACACACGUGCUUCAUUUGAUUACGAGUUUGUGGCACAGUGUGGGGGAGAAGAAACGGUAGCGACAGAUGUGACCACACAAGGACGAAAAGUACACGUUCCCGAAGCUGCUGUGAAAGCUGGAGUGUGCCGCUUUUCGUUUAUUGACCUGUGUGAGAAACCGCUGGGUGCGGCAGACUACUUGGCGAUUGCUGAAGCUUUUCCCAUCGUUUUCGUAAGCGACAUUCCUUUACUUGAUGCCGAGCGGCUGAAUCAACUGCGGCGGUUUAUCACAUUUGUCGACUGCAUGUACGACCGGGGUGUGCGAUUACAUUGCCUCGCAGCCGAAAGUCCCGAGCGUCUUUACCAAGUCGACGUUGGCAUGAAGUCGCACGUUGACGAAGCCUUUGCAUUUGAUCGCACGAUUUCUCGUUUGCUUGAGAUGGGGAGUGAGGCGUAUUUGCUGGCACAUGGCGAUCGACAAGCAAACGGCCAGUCUCGCGACCGGUCGUUCUUGGCUUCUGGCAGCACUGGAGCUGCUAAUGGGUCCGAGGAAAGGGUAGACGAAGACGAGCGGCUCCAGUUGAGCUGCUAG